UGUUCGCGAAGCCGCAAGAAUGUUCCCUAACUUCAACAACGUUUACGUAAACUACACGGAGACGCAGCUCGCGCAAUUGUUCGUCAACACCACUGCCUGCGUGUUAGCGAAAACCCGUUGUUCCUACAUGAACCCGGUAACCGGCGAGCUUCAGGAUGAUGACAUCGCCAACAAGCUGCACCUACCGUCAUUCAACGCCAUCCUCGUCAACACCGACUACGACAUCAACAUCGUGCAGCUGCCGUUCCGUUACGGCAGCGCCGACGUGUGCACAAAAUACAGAAACGUCCGGCAAGCGACUUGGCCCAGUGUCGUGUGUUAAUUUACAAACAGAUAUUAUCGCGCCAAGAGAGCCGGGCGGUAUCCUCGGCGAGUUAAAUGACGCACGGGAUGGUUUUACCAAGCAGCCGUUGCGGAAUGAAAUUACCGUGCCGCUUGUUGUUCGCGGUAAAGAUUUGUUUCCGUUGGCGCCAACAUUUCGAUCAUUUGUACCGUUUCGUUUCGCCGCUAUUAAUACGAGCGCUCGGCAGUUACGUGCCAAGAAAAUAUUUACACUAGAAAGACAAAGCUUUGUGUCUCUUCUUAAGAGAAUUCUUCAAGAAAUCUCCAAAAAAGAAUUGAUUCUUAAAAAAUUUCACUUUUCUAUCGCAAUAUUAAUAGAA
This is a messenger RNA of Linepithema humile (Argentine ant), 662 nucleotides long. The record is from RefSeq and is a predicted model, not a curated record. Lineage: Eukaryota; Metazoa; Arthropoda; Insecta; Hymenoptera; Formicidae.